GGAUUGGAACACCUGAAUCACAUGAUUGGAGGGGAUUGGAACACCUGAAUCACAUGAUUGGGAGGGGAUUGGAACACCUGAAUCACAUGAUAUGGAGGGGAUUGGAACACCUGAAUCACAUGAUUGGGAGAGGAUUGGAACACCUGAAUCACAUGAUUUGGAGGGCGGGGUCAAUACUUUCGACAAUAUAGUGCAGUUUGACACUUCUGGAUGAGUGAAUUUUGAUGCCUGCUCCCAUCUCCUGAACACCGCUUGGAGCGGUGAUUCAAGUUUCUUCAUGAUCAUUAUUU
Molecule: messenger RNA, 290 nt
Organism: Staurois parvus
Lineage: Eukaryota; Metazoa; Chordata; Amphibia; Anura; Ranidae
Source: the annotation of a GenBank genome assembly